GCUGGUGAUGACAAUGAUGUCCGGCACUCUUGGGUCUUGAGGAGUGUUUAUCUGUCUCCUCUCCGCUAGUGUGUGUCCUCUUCUCUCCUCACAACAGGACAAUGGCUCUUCAGGGAGGACAGGGAAGGCACGGUGGACAAGAUGAUCAAUUUAAGCCUGUGUUCACCCAAGAGGAAUUGAGGGUCCUGAGGGAGUGCAAUCGUGAAUCCUUCUAUUUCCGCUCUGUUCCGCUGGCUGUUGCUUUCUCCACCGCCGCUACCUUAGCCAUGCGCAAAGGUAUACUCAAAACCAGCAGCAGGUUUGGCUACACCCCGAAGAUCAUUGGUGCCGUUGCUGCUGGUUACUUUAUAGGCAAGCUGUCGUACCAGAAUGCUUGUGCAGAGAAGAUCAUGCAGCUUCCCAACAGUCCCCUUGCAGAAGCCCUCAGGAAGCGGAAGGGAAGGAUUGGCUUUCAGGAGACAUUGGGAAUGGAGGCUGGCUUCACCCUUGGCCCAUCACAGACUGAGGGCGAGGCAUCAACUGAACCAAUAUUUGAUGACCACCGCCCAGACCUGAGGGACCACAAUGAAAGCCUGGAUGACUACCACCGUGGAGUGACUGAAUCUCUGAGUCCCUACACUGAUCAGUCUACCACUGCUGCAUCUCCUCCCACGUCUUACCAAGAACUGCGACGCAAGAAUCGAGAGGAUUACGUAAAUAAGAUGGCUGAAAGAUACCGCAGGCCUUCCCCAGGUGAAGGUCCUCAAGAUAUUCCUCCUGUGCCACCACCACCACCUGCUCCUCCCUCCAAUGUGCCCAGACCAGUCAGGAAAAAUCAGUAUGGUGAUGAUGUGUAUGAGUGAAAUAUCCCAUUCUCUCUCUAUCUCUCUCUCUCUUUCUCUCUUUCUCUUUCUCUUUCUCCUUUUGCCUUUGUGAGUGGUUGAGUGACUAGAUAAUGAGAGGAGAGGGAGAGAAAUAGAAAGAAUUUCAGUAUUAAGUGCCUAAUAUGUAUACUCAGAAAUGUAUCAAUGUUUUUAUUAUUAUGGGUUUUAAACUGUCAGGAUGUGCUUGUCUCUCCAUGAAGGUGCAAGGACUAAAACUUCAAUUUACUCUUGAGGGACUGCCAACAUUCUCUCUCUCUCUCUCUCUCUCUCUCUCUCUCUCUCUCUCUCUCUCUCUCUCUCUCUCUCUCUCUCUCUCUCUCUCUCUCUCUCUCU
Portunus trituberculatus (swimming crab) is the source of this 1196-nucleotide messenger RNA. It is a transcript of the gene asrij, whose product is annotated as OCIA domain-containing protein 1-like. Lineage: Eukaryota; Metazoa; Arthropoda; Malacostraca; Decapoda; Portunidae. Bases 102 to 842 code for a protein of 246 amino acids. Gene Ontology annotation, cellular component: endosome. The record is from RefSeq and is a predicted model, not a curated record. The transcript is spliced from 6 exons.